Chaetomium strumarium is the source of this 1253-nucleotide messenger RNA. Its product is annotated as FAS1 domain-containing protein. The coding region runs from base 121 to 1215 and encodes 364 amino acids. Lineage: Eukaryota; Fungi; Ascomycota; Sordariomycetes; Sordariales; Chaetomiaceae. Gene Ontology annotation, cellular component: fungal-type vacuole membrane. The record is from RefSeq and is a predicted model, not a curated record. Gene Ontology annotation, biological process: macroautophagy. The transcript has 3 exons.
UUACUAUAUUAGUAUCUGCGCGAAGACCAUUAUCCCCUCUCUGACUCUUCCCCCGGCUUUGUCAACCGUAAUCCAAUCGCUCAGUUUGUCUUACCGGCUCAACCUUCUCUCUCCUCAACCAUGCUCAGACAACAUCUCAUCGGCUUCCUCGCCCUCUUUGCCGUCUCGGCCCUGGGACAAUCCCUGAUUACCGUGCUCGAGGAGAACGGGUUCACUGAAUAUGCAGCGCUGAUCCAGGGAGAACCCCUUGUUGCGGCGUCGUCGGACCUCAUCAUCUACGCCCCGACCAAUGCCGCUCUGUUGGCCGACAACGGAACCCUCGCCCGCCGCGCUACGGACCGAGACCUGCAAAAGGCCAAGACCCAGUUCAACACGGUGAACCGCACUGCCCCCAAGCCCCGUCGGCCUCCCACCAACAAGCCGCCGCCGGCAGGAGGCAACGGGACAAGGCCCGUCCGGCACCGGGACGAGCUGGUUCCUUCUGGAUCCGCCUUCGUGACCUUGCUCGACGACCCGGAAUUCGCCAACCUCGGACCAGGCGUCAACCAGAGCAUUGUCGAGAAACGUGCCACCGCCUCCGAACUCCCCGUCGUGUUCUCCGGCCUGGGCGCAGCCGUCCAGGUCACAGGCAACGACAUCCCCUUUGACAACGGGAUCAUCCGUCCCGUCAACGGCCUCUUCACCCUCCCGGCCCGGGCCUCCGAGACCCUCCCCUUCCUGGGCGUCGAUAAUUUCCUCGCCGCACUCAACCAGACGGGCGUCCUGGCCGAGCUGGACGCGCGAACGGGCCCCAUCACCAUCCUCGCCCCGGACGACAAGGCCUUCACCUUCACUACUAGUACUACCAAUAGUACUGGUAGUAGUACCUUGACCCGCGACCAGCUCACCGCUCUCGUGAAGCAGCACGUCCUGGUCGACUACCUGGCCUACACGCCGCUGCUGCAGGACGGCGAUGUCUACCCCACCCUGGCCGGCGGGCAGGUGGCCGUGUCUGUCGACGGGAAGGGCGCCGUCUACCUGGAUGGGGCGCGCAUCUUGGCUGGGGAUGCUGUUAUUACGAAUGGGGCUGUGCAUACCAUUAGCAAGGUUCUCGGCGCACCGGCACCGCCAGCUCCCCCCGCCACCGGGGCCGCGAACUCGAUCAUUGGACAGUCGUGGAAGGCUUUGGUGGGCAGUGCCGUCGGUAUCAUGGUGGCUGUGGCUGCAGCAUUCUGAAUCUUCUGUGAGAAGACAAGUGGGAUGUGAUUCUUGAC